GAAGCUGGAUACUUUCCUGGACGGGAAGCAUGUCGGGGCCGGCCGUGGACGACAAAAAUAGAAGACAGAAAUAGAAGCGCAAUCAAGACGACUGUCUUGUCGGUCCUGGGGUAUAUAAUGACCGGGUCUCCGUCCCACUUGGGAGGGGAAAAAGAGACAGUUGACAAGCUGAACAAGGUAGCGCAUCCAGGCACAUCCACGUCGCCCGCCCCGUCCCUUCAACCUUGCAAAGACAAGUCAAAUCCGACCGAAUCUCCUGGACUUCCAGGUACGGCUGAACGCCACAACCAAACCUCCCUCCCCAGCCUGCUAACGCAAGCCAGCACGCCCAGCACACCCACACCAACUCACCCCUCACAAUGAAGUUCGCCCUGACCGCCCUCCUCGGCCUCGCCAGCCUAGUCCUAGCCGAGGACGUCGUCUGCCCAACAGCCACACGCACGAUCCAAAACCGGGCCUGCGGCAACGAGUGCCCCUUCACGGACUGCACCUUCCACACCACGAUCCAAAACCCCUGCGGCUGCCCGUCCACCCUCCCCACCGCCACGCUCAUCGCCCCCUGCCAGGCGCCCUGCCCCUACCAAGGCUGCGACAUCGACUUCCGCACCUCGGCCGAAGCCUGCCCAACCACCACCCCCAAAACCACCACCACCACGAAACGCACCACGCCCACCAGCACCCCCACCGGCGUAAUCACCAGCAUCGUCACCCUCCCCCCGCGCCCAACAACCACCACCAUGAUCACAUCCUCGUCGAUCCCCUGCCCCAAGGUCACGCGCACGACGUCGCCCGCCGGGUGCGAUCCGAUCCGCUGCCCCGUGCCGACGUGCCGCGUGGAGAGCGAGAUGCUGGUCCCCUGCGGGUGCGAGCCCAAGACGGUGCUGUUUGUCACGGGCUGCCAGACGGCGUGCGCGACGGGGUGUUUGACGAGGACGAGGACUAGUAGUUUGGCUUGUUAGGUGUUUUUCUUCUUUUUUUCUUUUUC
Molecule: messenger RNA, 985 nt
Organism: Chaetomium fimeti
Lineage: Eukaryota; Fungi; Ascomycota; Sordariomycetes; Sordariales; Chaetomiaceae
Exons: 1
Coding region: 360-959 (199 amino acids)
Source: RefSeq, a predicted model, not a curated record